This is a messenger RNA of Alternaria burnsii, 2799 nucleotides long. RefSeq lists its product as uncharacterized. The record is from RefSeq and is a predicted model, not a curated record. The transcript is spliced from 6 exons. Gene Ontology annotation, molecular function: 6-phosphogluconolactonase activity; protein binding. Bases 1 to 2799 code for a protein of 932 amino acids. NCBI's taxonomy places the organism in Eukaryota, Fungi, Ascomycota, Dothideomycetes, Pleosporales, Pleosporaceae.
AUGGUCAAGCAUCAUCUCAUGAUCGGCACUUGGACGCCGCCGGGUGUGAUAAUCACGGUCGCGUUUGACGAUGAGACACUCAAGCUGGAGCUGGUGAAGAAGACGGAGAUUCCAGAGGAUGAGCCCAUAAGUUGGAUGGCUUUCGACCACAAGAGGAAGAACAUCUACGGUGCUUCGAUGAAGAAAUGGAGUUCGCAUGAAGUCAAGAGCCCGAGCGAGAUUGUACACACUGGAAGCUUUCCCAUGGGCGGACACCCCAGAGCAAAUGAUGCCGACACGAAGACGCGUGCCAUCUUUCUCCUUCCCGCCCAGAAGCCCCCAUACGCUGUAUACUGCAACCCGUUCUACGACUUCGCUGGCUACGGCAAUAUCUUCUCGGUCAACCCUUCAGGACACAUCAAAGAGAACAUCCAGAAUUUUGAGUACUGCGAGAAAACUGCGAUCCAUGGCAUGGUCUUCGAUCCCUCAGAAACCUACCUCUACAGCGCGGACAUGUGGGCAAACCGAGUAUGGUGUCACAAGAAGAUAGACGAGGAGGGUAGACUGGAAACAGUAGGCUUCACUGAGGCUCCGGCGCCGAAAGACCAUCCACGAUGGGUAGAGAUGCAUCCGUCUGGAAACUACCUCUAUGCCUUGAUGGAGGCAGGAAAUCGGUUGUGCGAGUAUGUAAUUGACCCGCAGACGAAGCUGCCCGUCUACACACACAAGACGUACCCGUUGAUCCCGCCUGGUAUCCCCAAUGCCAACACCAUGUACCGCUCGGAUGUUUGUUUCCUCACCAAAUCCUCAAACUACCUGUUCGCGACUUCCCGAUCCAACUCCUUCUCUCUCACUGGUUACAUUGCCGCCUUUAAGAUUGCUCCAUCAGGCGCCAUUGAGCGACAAAUCUGCCUCAACCCUACACCGACCUCUGGUGGUCACUCAAACGCUGUAUCACCAUGUCCGUGGUCGGAUGAGUGGUUGGCGCUUACAGACGAUGAGAAGGGCGGAGUGGAAAUAUACAGAUGGCAUGAUGAAUUUUUGGCACGGGUUGCGAGGUUAGAGAUUGGCGAGAAGGGCUUUGGCAUGAAUGCGAUUUGCUACCCCACUGCAACAGACAUCAUGGCAUCCAAAUCAACACCAGGCAUUUUGUACGUGACGAUGCAACCCAAGGAGGGCUUGCCUGAAGCACAGUUCCAUGAUUGGUACCAAAACGAACACGGCCCAAACCGACUCCGCCUGCCCUUCUGCAACAACGGUUUCCGCUACCGCGCCACCGACCUCGAGAAUGCAUCUGGCUCCAAAGACAAACCAGAAUGGAUGGCCAUUUACGAUUUCGACGAGCUCGAAUGGCUCACGAGGGAACCGUACACGAAGCUUCGGAGCGCACCGGUGCAGACGCAACGUGAACGAGAUACCAUGAAGCAGAUAUUCGUGGACAGACGGUCGUACGACUUACUCGGCGAGUGGAAAGGCGAGGACUUCAAGGACCUGCAGAAAGUAGAAAACGAGGGGGAGAAGAACGUGAUGAUAGCUGUAAGCUUUGCGCUGCAAGACGGCGCGGACAAGGAAGAAGAGCUGAAGAAAUGGUAUCACGAGGAGCAUGUACCGCUCCUGCAGAAAGUCCCAGGCUGGAGGCGGACCAGGAGAUUUGUUACAUCCUACCUAGAUCUCGAAAGCGGACACAAGUCAGAGAAAGAGUUCCUUGCGCUGCAUGAGUAUGCGCCGCAGAAUGGACUAGGAGGGCCCGAGUUUAAGGCUGCUACCACAACGGAUUGGUGCGACAAGAUCUACAAAGAUGUUGUGAAGGAACGGAAGAGGAGGGUUUAUGACUUGUACUAUACGUUUGGGGCUGCGCAGCGCGACCUACAAAGUUUGACAAGCAAAGACACAGCACCAGUGGAAAGCACAGAAGGCAAGGUUAAGACAUAUCCAGCGCACACGACAUCAGACAAGCGACCGGUGAUUGAGAGCUUCAUCACCACGAAAGACGGUGUGGAACUCCAGUACCGCCUCGAAGGCUCUAGCGAUCCCAAUGCGCCUUUACUCGUUCUCUCGAACAGUAUUCUCGUCGAUUAUGGUAUUUGGGACGACUUCGUUGCCGAGUUUUCAGAAGCUACAAACGACAAAUACCGCAUCCUCCGAUACAGCACUCGUGGACGUCAUACGCUUCCGUCAAGCUCUACAUCUCCCAUCUCAGUUCACACCCUCACAGACGACGUCAUCGCAGUGCUCGACGCCCUCCGCGUUAAAAAAGCAUCUAUCGUCGGUGUCUCUCUUGGCGGUGCAACAGCACUCAACGCAGGUCUCUCUUACCCGGACCGUAUCUCAGCAUUCGUAGGCUGCGACACCAAUGCCUUCGCCCCACCUUCCAACGCCAAUGCCUGGAACGAGCGUGUCGGCGUCGCUGAGAAAGAAGGCCUAAAAGCUGCAUCCGGCGAACCCAUUGUUGGCGAAGAACUCGCAGAAGUGACAGUCCGCCGCUGGUUUGUCAAGGAAUCUUACGACGAUGCGGAGCUAGCGAAGAAGGUUCAACGUGUCAAGGACAUGGUCAAGACGAAUUCUCUGCCUGGUUUCCGCGAUUCUGUCAAGGCGCUGCAUCAGUACGAUAUCAGGGAGAAGAUGGCUGGGUACAAGGGCAAGGGCGCGUUCUUGGUAGGUGCUGGCGAUGGCGUGCUGCCUAAAACCAUGAAGGAGAACAUGGCGGAUAAGCUUGGUAGUGGUGUUGAACUGAAGAUUGUUGAUGGUGCAGGACAUUUGCCAAUGGUAGAGAGGCCUACGGAGGUUGCGCAAUUCGUUGCGAAAUUUCUAGAAGGUUAG